AUGCAGCGAUUACCGUUGCUAGCGCUCGUCAGUGCGUUGCUUGUUGGUGGACACCCAGCGGCGAUGGACCUCUGCGGCGAUGACCGUCAUGUCCUUGUUCCAAGAAAUUUCGAAAGUUUCGAAUGCUUGACCCAGCGGGAGGUACAGGAUCUAAAGCGCAGUGCCACCGUUCGACGGUUCGAUGCACAAACCCAAACACACUUCUUGCUUUGGACGCAACAAAAGCCUACGCCGCAGGAGCUGAAGAUUGGAGAUCUUGGAUCGCUCGCCAACUCAACCUUCGACCCACGGAAUCCGACGCGGUUCCUCAUCCACGGCUGGCUAAGCGAUUGGACCUCGGAUUCGGUGCACGGACUGGCUUUGGCGUACACGGCCAAGGGAGCGUUCAACGUGAUCGGAAUCGAUUGGUCGGCUGGAGCGUCUUCGCUCGUCUACCUGGCGGCCCGGUUCAUGGUGAACGGUGUGGCCGACGCCGUCGCCAGCCAGGUACGGGUGUUGCUCGCCGCAGGGCAGAAGCCAUCGCAGAUCGUGUUGAUCGGCCACAGCCUCGGAGCCCAUAUUGCCGGACUGACCGGGAAACGGUUCCGUAACGAGCUGGAGUUGGCAGCGGUUAUCGCGCUUGAUCCGGCUGGCCCGCUGUUCUUCACCGAUCAGCCCGAAGAGCGCGUCGAUCGGUCCGAUGCCCGUUACGUGGAAGUUAUUCACACCAACACGGAGCUGCUUGGUCAUCCUGAAGCGUUGGGACAGGCCGACUUCUACCCCAAUGGGGGUAGCGUCCAACCUGGUUGCUCGACUACGAGGUGCAGCCAUAAACGUGCGGUCGACUACUUCCGGAAAUCGUUGGAAAGUGCGAAGCCACUGUACGUGGCCCGGCGCUGCGAGACGAACCUGGUGAGUGCUGCGUGUGCUGGCACCGUGGGCAUUAUGGGAGGUGAUCUGGUCGAUCGGUUCAAGCUAAAGAACCAGGGUCUGUUCUUCCUUACGAUUGGAGACGGCGGCGGCGGCGGUAAUGUUGACGAUCAAUAA
Messenger RNA from Anopheles cruzii, 1026 nucleotides. RefSeq names its product lipase member H-like. The transcript has a single exon. Lineage: Eukaryota; Metazoa; Arthropoda; Insecta; Diptera; Culicidae. Gene Ontology annotation, biological process: lipid metabolic process. The record is from RefSeq and is a predicted model, not a curated record. The coding region runs from base 1 to 1026 and encodes 341 amino acids. Gene Ontology annotation, molecular function: lipase activity.